This is a messenger RNA of Megalobrama amblycephala (Wuchang bream), 4148 nucleotides long. RefSeq names its product guanylate cyclase 1 soluble subunit alpha 1 (gene gucy1a1). Gene Ontology annotation, cellular component: guanylate cyclase complex, soluble. The record is from RefSeq and is a predicted model, not a curated record. Lineage: Eukaryota; Metazoa; Chordata; Actinopteri; Cypriniformes; Xenocyprididae. Gene Ontology annotation, biological process: response to oxygen levels; cGMP biosynthetic process. Gene Ontology annotation, molecular function: guanylate cyclase activity; heme binding. The transcript is spliced from 8 exons. The coding region runs from base 934 to 2988 and encodes 684 amino acids.
GUUUAGUGGUUAAAGACAUUUGUUAGUUCUUUUUUCCAAAUAAUUAGGCUCAUUCAUCUGGAAUCAUAGCAUGAUCUGGUGAACCAGAAUGAAUGCUCCUCAUUAGCCUGACAAGUCCUGGCUGUCUGUUAGGGAAAGGGACCCAUGAAAGAAUGCAAUGCCUUGAGACACUUAUAUAACAUCUAUUUGCGACUGUAAUGAGUAACAUGGCAAUUUAUGUUGGCGAGCAUCUGGGCAGCAGACAUCUGGGUGGCCCAAAGCGCAGCAUGUGUCCAAAUUGUUUGUUGUUGAGAUGAUACAUGACAGGUCCAAGUGAGAGAUGUUGAGAGCGUUUCUAGUUGGAAACGUUUCAGUUGGAAUCCGAAUUAAAUAAAACGUGAUGUUGCAUAAGAAUCCAACGGUUAGGGUUAGACUAUGUGACAUUUAAAUAAUUGCUAGACGUCGCCGAAAGCAUAUAGUAAACUGAGGAUUAAGCAAACACUCGGUGCAGAACGGCAUUCCUCUAAAAUCACCAGCCAGUUCAUUGGAUGAUGCGCAUGGUAUACAGCAUCUCCAGGAGAACAUCACGCAUCUCCAGACGAGCAUAAUACAUCUUUAAGGAGCUCUGCCUGCUGGUGCAUCCAUUGGCUAGCUGGAUGUUCCACUAGUGCUUGUGAUUGGCCAUACUUAAUGAUCCUUGUCUUAUCAUUUGCCCCUUUAAUUUACUAUGAAUGUUGUAUGCAGGCGGAAUAGCUGCUGAUAAGUUUGAAAUAGCUUAGUCCUGGAUAAGACGUGUGCGUGCGGGAAAAUUAUAUUUCCUUGCUGGGCUUAGAUUUUUCCAUCACCUAUAAGGAUGCUUCUAUCCUGGAUUCGGAUGGGUAUGAAUGGUCUCAGUCGGAUAUUCACAAUGUAGAUAUUUUUGCUGCAUGUUUGGUGAGGACUAUUACGCAAACAAUGUUUUGCGCUAAACUGAAAGAUCUGAAGAUUGCGGGUGAAUGUCCCUUCUCUAUGGUCGUGGGAAAUGAGGAACCCGCGGACUUUGAGGAAAGCAAUGCGGUGAAUGUUUUGCCAGUAUCCAGAGAGGUGCAGGGCAAUAUCACAAACAUUCUGCCCAGACGCAAAAUAAGCCGGAGCAAAGUUAAUCUGCAUUCACUGGGCGAGAGCAUCCGAAAGCUGGUGUGCCCGGAGUUCGAGAAAUUACGAAAUGCAUUGUUCAGAGUUAUGAAACAGGAGAUAGACAUGACCUGCCCUGUAGCAUGCAGUUCUGAUGUAUCUCAGACACUGGACAAUGCUGAACAAUUAUCUGAUGUCAUGAGAAACUACUCCCUUAAAACAGGUAUCCCCAUGGAUGCGCUUAAGAUUUCUCUGGGUCUGGAGGUGUUUCGGGACUGUUAUGAGGAGGAUGGUCAUAUUCUUAGAGUGGUGGGGGGAGCUCUCCAUGAUUUUCUCAACAGCUUCAAUGUUCUCUUAAAGCAAAGCACACCACCCACCCCUGAAGUACAGCGUUACAUCCGCCAAGCCUCCAUCCUCUGUUUGGACAAAGAUCCAGGACUCCUGACCGUCUAUUACUUCAAUCCCCUCCCCACCACCGAGCUCUUCUUCCCGGGUAUCAUCCAGGCAGCGGCGUGUUUGCUCUACUGCACACGGGUAGAAGUCAGAAUGGAUGUUGGGGGUAAAGACAGUGGUGCUCUACAGGCCAAUCAUCAGCCCCAUCUGCUGUACUCGGUGGUAGUGAGAGAUGGCAGGAGCCUCACACCAAGCCCCAUGAGGACACACUCGUCUGGAGACAUUCCCCUCUCGCUGCUCUACUCUACUUUUCCAUUCCAUAUUCUCCUGGAUCAGGAAAUGGGCUUGAUGCAGAUUGGAGAUGGUUUGAGGAGGAGGCUCGGGCGAUGCAGAGAUGGUCAAAGGAGACCUGUUUUCAAUGAGCACUUUGCCAUUGUGUCACCUGAAAUACGAGCCAGCUUCCAGGAUAUUUUGACCAUGCUUAACACCCAGUUCGUGCUACGGGUGAAACAUCAUGGAGCGAGCUCUGCUGACAGCCCUGGAAAGCAUAUGGACCUGAAGGGGCAGAUGAUCUUCAUGUCAGAAAUGAGCGCGCUCCUCUUCCUCGGCUCCCCGUGUGUGGAUAAGCUGGAGGAGUUGACAGGCCGGGGCCUCUACCUCUCUGACAUUCCCAUCCACAAUGCACUACGAGAUGUUGUUCUGGUUGGGGAGCAGACCAAGGCCCAGGAUGGACUAAAAAAACGCCUGGGCAAAGCCAAAGCUGCCCUGGAACAGGCACACCAGGCCCUGGAAGAAGAAAAGAGGCGAACGGUAGAGCUGCUCUUCACAAUAUUCCCAGGGAACGUCGCCCAGCGCUUGUGGCAGGGACUUCCUGUGCAGGCGAAAAAGUUUGAUCAUGUCACCGUGCUGUUCUCAGAUAUUGUGGGCUUCACUGCAACCUGUUCACGAUGUACGCCCAUGCAAGUGGUAAACAUGCUCAGUGAGCUCUACACUAGGUUUGAUCACCACUGCGGUGAGCUGGAUGUGUAUAAGGUGGAAACCAUUGGCGAUGCGUACUGUGUAGCUGGAGGAUUACACAAAGAGAGUCCGACCCAUGCUGUCCAGAUUGCUCUCAUGGCUCUGAAGAUGAUGGAAUUGUCGGAUGAGGUCACGACUCCCAUGGGGGAGAUAAUCAAGAUGCGUAUCGGGAUCCACUCUGGCUCAGUUUUGGCAGGUGUGGUCGGGGUUAAAAUGCCCCGUUAUUGCCUUUUUGGCAAUAACGUCACAUUAGCCAACAAGUUUGAGUCCUGUAGCCUGCCAAGAAAGAUUAACGUCAGUCCCACCACAUACAGAUUGUUAAAAGAUUGUCCAGAGUUCACUCUCAUCCCCCGGAGAAGAGAGGAUCUUCCGCCCAACUUCCCCAGUGACAUCCCUGGAGUUUGUUACUUCCUCCAGGCUCGUGAUCAAAAGACAAGUGCUGCUUACAGAGGCUGUGCUACAGAGGAAACUCAGCCCAGUGGAUGAAAACACAAAAUCUCUCACACAACAAAUGCUGGAAACAGUGGGUUAAUACUGCCUGUCAGUCUCUGUAUCUUUUUAGUUGAGCCAGAGGUAGUUUAUCAUCCAACUGUUGAAUGUUGCCAAAAAGCUAUCAAAUAACACUCAUUAGAAGGGUUUCACUGAGCACUGUUUUUCUUCACAGUGGCAUUAAGUAUGAGUCCUGUGAUUUUGAUCGCCUGAACAUUUUUUGUUUUAAUAAAGUAAUUUAUUUUGACUUCCUAACUGUAUACCAAAAAUCUAAAAAGCAGAGAAUGUCAUCCACAUUUAUAUAUAUAUAUAACGAUUGACUGUUUCUUUAAAUGCUAUAGAGUCAAGAGAGUGAAUCAUUUAUAGUCUAUAAGAAUCAGUUCAAUAAUCUGAAUAGAGCACAUGUCAUUGUAGUACACAGUAAAGAGGAAGAAAAGCACACAGUGAAGCAUCACCUCAGCAGAGCCCAAUCACUAUCAUCCUUAAAGGCACAAUAUGUAAAUUUUUACCGCUAGAGGUCAUUAAUUCAAAACAAAGGCGUAGCUCGAUGAGGUCUUGAUUUCGCAGAAUCAUGCGAGGUGUUGUCUUCACGUCUACAGUUGGUGAAAAAGAAACGGGAUGAGACUCGGGCAGAAAUCAUGUUCACGGAAGAUAUUAUUAAUGUUACUACAGUAUGAAGCAGAGCAGGGCUGAGUGCUGUACGAGCAGAAAUGAGGCUGCUGGAGUGAUUGCUAAUGAGAGACGAGUGUGACACACGUCUCGAGAGCAGUGGAACUUUUAUUAUGCCGCAGUCGCCGCUUUUGCUUCUUCCGGUCAAGUGUAUGUGGGGUAAAGCAGCAGAUACAUUUGUGUAUUGAAAGCUGUUAUAGUGCUACUGUGUUUGCUCUGUGGCUACUAUGAGACAGUUAAUGCACAGUGCAGUAAGCUAGAUCGAUAUUAGGCAUGGUAAAACAUCACUGUAAAUCAAGAAAACGAGAUUUAAAUAAUAAGACUUACUGUGUUGAGCUAUAUAACAUGAUUAGUUUUCUAUUCUAGUGCAUUGUUCUAGUGGUUUUUGGAUAUUUUUUAUCCAAAAAUCUUACAUAUUGUGCCUUUAAGCUAAACAUUGUGACAUUUUUUGUAUUGUAAUAGAUCUGUAAUAAACAUGCUUUACUCAA